Messenger RNA from Bursaphelenchus xylophilus (pine wood nematode), 1406 nucleotides. The record is from the annotation of a GenBank genome assembly. NCBI's taxonomy places the organism in Eukaryota, Metazoa, Nematoda, Chromadorea, Rhabditida, Aphelenchoididae.
AUGGAUGCUCUGCGACACAACAAACUUGACAUUAGUCCUCCUCCGUCGAUCCAUUUGUUCUCUUCUCAUUUCUCGGCUCCCAUCAACCUUUUGAGCGGGCGCUGGCAUUACGGUAAUCAAGAUGAGGAAAAGUAGAGAAAAUAAAAAAUAGAAAUUCAUGGUUAAACGGAAGUGAUUUUACUCUCGAAAGUAAUCAUGCUUUAUAUAGCAGCGAAGAAAAUCAUUAAAUUCUGAGAAUUUAAAAAAUUUUGAACAAUAGAAAAGAGCAGGAAAACGAAAAUUUGCGCAGAGGAAACAAUAAAAAAGCGGGUAAAAUUGGUCAUUGUUUUUUUUCAGUAAUCGAGUUUAAAAUAUGAAAGAAUUCAAACUCAAAAUUGAAUUUUAUAGUUAUUGGUAUACAUAACUCAAAGAAAAACAAAGACAUGUUUUUUCUGUAAUAAAAUCUCUGUAUAAUAACAAAGCGUAAAAAACAUUCAUUUACUUACACAAGCGUCACUUUCGCCCGGUGUAUCUCAAAUAGAGAUGGAAUCCAGCCCCAUGUACCCUACUAAUAUGACUGGUUUAGGGGAAAUUUUUGAAUUUGGAUCAUCCGAACCAUUUGAAAAGCCCCGGGUCGACAAUGUUGAGCCCGUUGAAGAUCUGGGCGACCUUUUUGCCACCUUCUCCAGAUUGGCACCUACUUCAAUUCUAGAAGAGUUCAUCCGCGAUGUCCCGGAUCAUCAAUGCCCUGAGGCAUUUAAUUUCGGUGGCCUGCCACUGGAGAUAAUGUUCGAGAUAUUGUAGGCUAACUUUUUAAAAUUGAAAAAAUCAUUGAAAGAUUAUUCUAAUAAAUUUUAAAAAAUGCUAAAAUUGAUUGCUUUUUUCAGCGGCCAUCUGGACAACGUUACCGCGCAAACCUUGGCCGAACUGAUAGGUCUUAAAAUGGACCCAAAGAAGGCGGCCGUUCAGUAAGUAUUCUAUGAUUAAAAAAACAGAAGACCCCGUAAAGAACAAAAAAAUAAAGAUGUAAAACAAACCCGUCAAGAAGUCUAAUCUAGAUAAUCUUUUCAGUGUUUUCAAGCAUGAACACCGCUACCGAGAAGUGUACGAUGAGGCCCUGGGGCAAUAUCCCCAUAUGAAGUGGCUCACCGUUUUGGUAAAUAAGAAUAUUUUUUAUCGCAAAAUUUUUAACAAAAUAUCUGAAUGUAUUAUACAUAUACAUAUCGUAGUUAAAAAAAUUAAAAUUUUCAAAAAUGAAGUACAAUAAUUUUCAAUUUCAGGUGGAAGUAGAGCCGGCCUAUGUCCUCCAGGAAGACGCCCUCAAAAAGAGGUAUGUGCGUGGCAUGAAGUAUUUCCACAUCAGAAGAUGGACCUCAUUUGGCGGUCGCAAAUUCUUCGUGGUUACCUAUGAAGUGACGAAGAAUUAG